Prunus armeniaca (apricot) is the source of this 1347-nucleotide messenger RNA. NCBI's taxonomy places the organism in Eukaryota, Viridiplantae, Streptophyta, Magnoliopsida, Rosales, Rosaceae. The record is from the annotation of a GenBank genome assembly.
AUGAGGCUAUGUAUUGAUUACCGGCAGUUGAAUAAGGUGACAAUAUGUAAUAGGUAUCCUUUGCCUCAGAUUGAUGAUUUGUUCGAUCAGUUGAGGGGUGCUAAAUAUUUUUCUAAGAUUGAUUUGAAAUCAGGGUAUCAUCAGUUGAGGAUCAGAGAAGAGGAUAUUCCCAAGACCGCAUUCAAAACGUGGUAUGGUCAUUAUGAAUUUCUGGUGAUGCCUUUUGGACUGACGAAUGCUUCAGCAGCAUUUAUGGAUCUCAUGAACAGAGUGUUCCGACCAUGCUUGGAUCACUUUGUGAUUGUGUUCAUAGACGAUAUCUUGAUUUACUCCAGGACUCUAGAAGGGCAUAAAAAGCAUCUGAGAUUGGUAUUGAAGACUUUAAGGAGAAAGCAACUUUAUGCCAAAUUCACAGCACCUCUCAUGCAGUUGACGAGGAAAGACGUUAAGUAUGAGUGGACAGAGGAGUGCGAACAAAUUUUUCAGGAGCUGAAGAAGCGGUUAACCACCGCACCUGUUUUGGCUCUUCCGGAUAACUCAGGGAAUUUUGUGGUCUACAGUGAUGCAUCUUUGCAAGGCUUGGGAUGUGUUCUGAUGCAGCAUGAUUGGGUGAUUGCUUAUGCCUCGAGACAACUCAAGAAGCAUGAGCAGAAUUAUCCUAUCCAUGACUUGGAACUUGCUACAGUAGUGUUCGCUCUCAAGAUUUGGCGACAUUACUUGUAUGGUGAGAAGUGUCAGAUUUUCACUGAUCACAAGAGCCUCAAUUACUUUUUCACUCAGAAGGAGUUGAAUAUGAGACAGCAGUGUUGGCUUGAAUUGAUUAAAGACUAUGACUGUACGAUUGAGUAUCAUCCUAGCCGAGCUAAUGUGGUUGCAGAUGCACUGCGUAGGAAGACUAAUGGAAACUUAGCUCAUCUAAGAACGACCUAUCUUUCGUUAUUAGUGGAACUGCGGAAGGAUGGAGUAGAAUUGGGAAUGACUCAACAGGGUGGAAUUCUUGCUAGCUUACAUGUGAGAUCCAUUUUGGUGGAAUGGGUAAUUGCAGCCCAGUUGGAGGAUCCGACACUCUGUAAAAUAAGGGGAGAAGUGGAAAAUGGUACACGGACAGAUUAUGCCAUAAGGGAAGAUGGGGCUGUGGUAAUGGGAACUCGUCUCUGUGUGCCUAAGAGUGAUGACUUGAAAAGAGAAAUCAUGGAAGAAGCUCACUAUUUUGCUUACACUAUGCACCCAGGUAGUACCAAGAUGUAUCGAACCCUACGGGAAUAUUACUCAUGGCCGCAUAUGAAGGGAGACAUUGCCAAGUAUGUGAGCAUAUGGUUAAAUUGUCAACAAGUGAAGGCGGAGUGA